AAAUUUAAAAACUACUCUUUGAAAUCUUUGGUGCCGUUUGGGCGCCACACCGUUUUGUCUGCCGUAGUAUGCGUCAGGGACGAGAUCGAAGCCCACAAAACGCACACAGACAACAAAUAAACACAACAGGCGGCGCAGCGGAUGACUCGAGAAAGGCCUUCGUCAUGGCUUCAAAUCACCCGAGUGCAGUCAAACGGGACGAAAAGGGGAGAAACAUCCAAGUGGUCGUCAGAUGCAGACCUUUCAACACGAUGGAGCGCAAGUCAUCACACAACGUGAUUGACUGCGAUCCGAACAGGAAGGAAGUUCUGGUGAGGACGGCAGGUGUUAAUGACAAGGCGUCCAGGAAGACGUACACCUUCGAUAUGGUGUUUGGACCCGCCGCCAAGCAGAUUGAUGUCUAUCGGAGCGUUGUGUGUCCCAUCUUGGAUGAGGUCAUCAUGGGUUACAACUGCACCAUAUUUGCUUACGGGCAGACAGGCACGGGGAAGACAUUCACUAUGGAGGGAGAACGAAGUCCGGACGAGCAGUUCACCUGGGAGGAGGACCCCCUGGCUGGGAUCAUUCCCAGAACCCUCCACCAGAUCUUCGAGAAGCUGUCCGAGAACGGCACCGAAUUCUCAGUCAAAGUUUCGUUGUUGGAAAUCUACAACGAAGAGCUCUUUGACCUGCUCAGCCCAAGUGAGGACGUCACCGAGCGGCUGCAGCUCUUUGACGACCCAAGGAACAAGCGCGGCAUGGUUGUCAGAGGUCUGGAGGAGGUGACGGUCCACAACAAAGAUGAGGUCUACCUGAUCCUCGAGAGAGGAUCUGCCAAGAGGAGGACGGCCUCCACGCUCAUGAACGCCUACUCCAGCCGCUCGCAUUCGGUCUUCUCGGUCACCAUCCACAUGAAGGAGAUGACGUUGGAUGGCGAGGAACUGGUCAAGAUCGGCAAACUCAACCUGGUGGACCUGGCGGGGAGCGAGAACAUCGGGCGCUCCGGCGCGGUGGACAAACGGGCGAGGGAGGCGGGAAACAUCAACCAGUCUCUCCUGACGCUGGGCCGCGUCAUCACGGCUCUCGUGGAGAAGAGACCUCACGUCCCGUACAGAGAGUCAAAGCUGACGCGCAUUCUGCAAGACUCGCUGGGGGGGCGAACAAAGACCUCCAUCAUCGCCACUGUGUCGCCGUCCUCCAGUAACCUUGAGGAGACGCUGAGCACGCUGGAUUACGCCAGCAGGGCCAAGAACAUCAUGAACAAGCCCGAGGUGAACCAGAAGCUCACAAAGAGGACCCUCAUCAAGGAAUACACGGAGGAGAUUGAGCGUCUCAAGCGAGACCUCGCCGCCGCCAGGGACAAAAACGGCGUCUACUUGUCAACUGAGAACUACACGUAUGUGCCGACGCACAAUUGUCGAAGCAGGUUGAGUCCCGAUCUAAUGCCGAUCAUGUGACGGUGCGUGCAGGUCAGCGAGCUGUUUGUGGACAGUAAAAGUAAACUGGAGCAGUGCGCCUCCGACCUGCUCGACAACCUGCAUAGACUGGAGGAAACCAGCCGAGACCUGGAGGCCACCAAAGACAAGCUGGCCGAGGAGGAGUUCGUCAGUGGCGAAUUGCGCACAGCCCAGGAGAAUCUCUACAGUGCCGCCACGCAGCUGCUGAACACGGCGGACGCCAGCACCAGCGACGUCUUGGGUCUGCACGCCAAGCUGGACAGGAAGAAGCUGGUGGAGCAGCACAACGUGUCAGCUCAGCAGAGCUUCGCCGAGCGCAUGGCGGCGGCCUUGGGGAGCGUGCAGCGCAGCGUCCAACAGCAAGGCGACAAGCAUCGACACGUCCUCGGCAGCUAUUCGCGGGCCGUCGACGGCGUUCUGGCGGGCAGCGAGGCGGCGCUGGCCCGCGCUGUGAGCGGCGUGGAGGGCCUGGUGGCCGGCGUGGGGCGGCUGCUGGGCGAGGGCGUGGCGCGCCGGCAGGAGCGCGUGCGGCGCCACUGCCAACUCGGCCAGCGGGACCAGGAGACCAUCAAGGAGCUUCUGGAAGAGCACCAGCGAGACAUGGAAGAGGUCCUCCAGGUUCAGACUCUGAUGGGUUUUUCAGUGCUCCAAGAGCUGAGCGCCUCCCUCAGGUCCACCGCGGAGGCGCAGCGAGCCCUGGCCGACAAGGUGGAGGCCAUGAAGGAGACGGGCAAGUUCUUCAGCGGCCUGGUUGGAGACCUGGCGGCUCUGCGAGAGGCCACCGUGCAGGACGUGAGCGUCCUGCUGGACCAACGGGACCAGCUGGAGGAGAAGAUCCGAAAAGCUCAGGAGAGUAACCAGCAGAGAACCAAGCAGACUAUCCAGAUGUUGCAGGACCAGCUCAACCUGCUGUCCACGGAGGCGCACGAGGACUACGAGAAGCUGUGCUCGUUCUCCGGAGUCCUGAAGACGCCCCUUCAUAGCCUUCGAGACAACCUCAGCAGCGGCUGCGAGUCCUUGGAACGUCGGGGGUCCACCCGGGCGGAUCUGCUGUGCUCCACUUCCUCGUCCCUGGCCUCAACGCUGCGACGUCACGUGGACGAGAGCCAGCAGGCUCAGCAGGAGGCCGACGGUUGCCGUGAGCACCUCCAGCGCAGCGUGUCGGGUUUACUUCAACGAGACCGGGAUUGGCGCUCGGCACUGGAGCGGCACGCCGACCAACGAGUCCAAGAGCAUUUGUCAUUGGCGGCCGAGGAGUCGGCCGACGCGGAGACCCUCGUUGAGAGCGUGAAGACGUAUGGUACCGAGCAGCUUCAUACGUUGGAGGCGGCACUAAGGGCCCACCAGGACGAGAUGAAGCAGACCCUGGAGAAGAUGCGCAGCCAAACCUCCUCGGACGCCGCCACCCUGGACCGGCAGGAGGCGGACAUCCGCGAGCAGGUGAACGCCGGUCAGCAGCUGGUCCAAAACUUCCUGCAGGAGGAGCUGCGCCACGACGUGCCCACCGGUCAGACGCCGCAGAGGCGGGACUUUGUGUACCCGCGCCAGGUGGCCAAGAUGUGGAGUCGCACGGAGAUGCUGGAGAAUCUCAGGAGGCAACAGGACGAGCUGCAGGCCGCCACCGAAGACGAGGAGCAAGAGCGUGACCAUGAGUCCGAGGAUGAUGACAAAAGCAGCCAGGGCUCCCUGGAGGACGAGCUGAGCACAUGCAACGAGAGCGUGGCCACCGAAGGCUCCUUCAUUGACGAGAACCUGGUCUUCAACGAGGCCAAGCGCCUUCCGUUCUUCAAGCAAAAGAAGGCCAGGAAGAAAGAGGGCAAGGUCCCAAGCAGGCCCAAAGUGUGCGACAGUGAGGCCGGGCCCACCCCACAGAAGUCCCGACUCCCGCUGCGCUGUCAGAACUAAACUCAACAGUGUUCCCAUUUUGGUUUUUAGCUGCCAGUUAACGUUCUGUCUUUUAUGAAUGUGUCUGUUUUAAUCUGUCAUAUUAAACUUGUGUUUUGUGAUUCUGCUAUUCAUUAUAAAAUGAGUAAUAGUUGUUCCGAUGAAUAAAAGUAAUUACAAAACUGAA
Molecule: messenger RNA, 3507 nt
Organism: Hippocampus comes (tiger tail seahorse)
Lineage: Eukaryota; Metazoa; Chordata; Actinopteri; Syngnathiformes; Syngnathidae
Gene: kif11
Product: kinesin family member 11
Exons: 25
Biological process (GO): mitotic spindle assembly; spindle elongation; microtubule-based movement
Cellular component (GO): mitotic spindle; nucleus; spindle microtubule
Molecular function (GO): ATP binding; microtubule binding; plus-end-directed microtubule motor activity
Source: RefSeq, a predicted model, not a curated record